Messenger RNA from Cladocopium goreaui, 3648 nucleotides. The record is from the annotation of a GenBank genome assembly. Lineage: Eukaryota; Dinophyceae; Suessiales; Symbiodiniaceae.
AUGGCGCAAGAGGAAGAUGACCCGCAGGAUUCCAGAGACAUGGUUUUGCACACGCCCGGCUGGGGCAAUGAAGCUUGGCCUCCAGCUUGGCUGCCCGCGCCGAUACGGCCUAUGCGCGGCAGUGUUGGGAGAUUUUCGGCUGCAGCUGUCAGCUCCAGGGAAGAGUGCAACAAUGCCCAGGACUUUUUUGGAGAUUUACCGGUGUCAGACCGUGUGGGCCACGACAAGACGGGUGUCGGUUACAAGGAUCCGUCUCUUGCAACAAACCGGUCACUUGCGUUGCCGUCAUCUUCGAGCACUUUGCCCGUAGACUUGCAAAGCACGAAUACGAUAUCGUUGUUGGUCGCAAAUGUCGGCUUCAUCGAUCGCAGCCGGCGCUUUUCUGAUUUCAUAGCAGGCAAUUUUUCGGUCGUCCUUCUUCAAGAAGCUCACUCCUGUGGCAUCUCGCACCGAAUUGCAAAAGCACGGGACAUGUGCAUCUUAGAGGGUCUAGGCCGGGUUGGAUCAUGCAUGGCUGUCCUAGCUGGACAGACAGGGACAAAGUAUCUCAGCCGUAUAUAUCCGACCUGGGAUGGAUUGAUGGAGCGACCCUACAAGGAUUCGGCCAAACAAGGUGAUCGCAUCCAUUCAUUAGUUUGCCUGUCUGCGGAGGUGCAAUGGGUCAAUGAAGCGAACGGUGGAGUUAUAUCUCGAGCCGGCCUCAGUUCCUUCCGGGUUACCACAGUGCACGUCCACAACGACGAGAAGCGUUCCGUCGAGUCGUGCAAGCUUGCAUUAAAGACACUAUUUUGGUUGGCGCUCCGAGACAAACAUCGUGUCGUUGCAGGCGACUUCAACUUAGAACCCCAGGCUAUUCGUGAUGCAGUGGAUUGUGUUAUCGAGCAGUUCGAGGGAGCGAGUUACGAGGUUCUACAUGGUGAUCGCAGCGCGGAGAUCUGUUGCGUGCUGCUGAAUUUCGCCAAGUUGCCUCAGCUGCGAGGCGCAGUGAAAGGCGCGGUGGCGGAGCGCUGGACAAGUGAGGAGUUGAGACUUUCAGACAACGAUGCUGAUUCACACUAUCCCCUCAUUCUUGAACUUUCCCCUCUGGAGCUGCGUGAGGGUGACUUGCGUAAGCGAUCCGCGGAAGCGGCUGCCAAGCGAGCGCAGAAGAAGUCGAAACGUCGGGGCACUCACACCGUAAAAGAUCCGGAUGAGGCAAUGUGGCUUUGUGACUUCUGGCAGAUCUUGACUUGCCAAGGGUUUGAUCCUCAGAGGCAACUUUCCAUCGCCCCUUACCUCUCCAUCAUCGCAGCGAAUGUGGCGCAGCAGGAGCUGAAGCUGCCCUGCCUGGCUCACGUCUUGGGGGAGCCUGAGACAUUUCUGCCUCUUGGCUCCAUACGACCAGCAGGUCACAUCUCCAAUCUGCUCAGCGCUGCCUGGCUGGCCCCGGGUCUGGAACAUUUGGUGUGCCUGCAGGACUUCACCUUGCGCCUCAGCGGCUGCUGCACCCUGCGCCGCUUCGGCUGCGCCGCGUCGCUGCCGCGCACCCUGCGACGCUUGGAGCUGGGCCUGGACAGCUGCGAACGGCUGCACGAUGCCACGGAGCUGCUGCGGGGAAUCGGUGAUUUAAUGCAGCUGACCUCCCUUCGCCUUUCCAUGUCGGGAUGCAAAGGUUUGCUGCUGGAUUCUGACUUGGUUCUGCUGGGCAAAAGCCUACGGCAACUUCAAGAGCUGCAGUGCCAUGGUGAUCCAUGGCAUUUGUCCUUGAACUUCUCCGGAACCAAGCGGCUCUUUUACCUCAUCGAGCUGGGUCGAAGUAUUCGUUACCUACGUCAGCUGCAUGAGCUCUUGAGCCGCAACGACACGAGGGAGCGAGGGGGCGACUUGGGAGGGGUGGACGUCCCCGGCAGCUUCUCCUUGAAGUUGGACAAGUCGGGUGUGCGCAUCAACCGGGAGAAGGUGGUGGGCUAUGACAGCGCGGGUGCAUUUGUAAAGGCCCUGGGUAUCAGGGCGCUCUCAGAUCCGGAGGAUGCUGAGGGACCUCCCGUGGAAACAGAACGUGGCAAUGAAGCUUGGCCUCCAGCUUGGCUGCCCGCGCCUGCCCGCGCCGAUACGGCCCAUGCGCGGCAGUGUUGGGAGAUUUUCGGCUGCAGCUGUCAGCUCCAGGGAUGGGUGCAACAGUGUCAGACCGUGUGGGCCACGAUAAGACGGGUGUCGGUUACAAAGGAUCCAUCUCUUACAACAAACCGGUCACUUGCGUUGCCGUCAUCUUCGAGCACUUUGCCCGUAGACUUGCAAAGCACGAAUACGAUAUCGUUGUUGGUCGCAAAUGUCGACUUCAUCGAUCGCAGCCGGCGCUUUUCUGAUUUCAUAGCAGGCAAUUUUUCGGUCGUCCUUCUUCAAGAAGCUCACUCCUGUGGCAUCUUGCACCGAAUUGCAAAAGCACGGGACAUGUGCAUCUUAGAGGGUCUAGGUCGGGUCACACACACCGUAAAAGAUCCGGAUGAGGUGUGCCAUUGGGCCGAGGCAAUGUGGCUUUGUGAAUUCUGGCAGAUCUUGACUUGCCAAGGGCCUGAUCCUCAGAGGUUUCUGGAGCAGAACUCUGAACUGCUGGCUGAGGCUGAAGUGAAAGCUGAGGUCAAAGCCAUUGGCUCAGGCCCGAAGAUUUCAGACCUGUCUGACGUGAUGGGUCGCCCAGUGAUGAUAGCGCGUGCCAAGCAUUUUGAUUCGCAGACAUCGGCUGAGACCUUCCGCUGCUUUUACCGUGGAAUGGUGGAUAGCAUCAUCGCCCACUUUCUGCUGAAACGCCGACCGGAGCUGGAUGACCGGAAUCCCUUGGAGCAAUAUGCGGCUUGGGUUGGCACUGCAGCACGGAAAGGGUUAGCAGAAAUCCCGCACCAGGUGGUCGUGUUGGACGUAAGGGGCGCCGUCCGGCAGAACUUUUCCAUGACGGCGAUUAAACUGAUGAUCCAAGAAAGCAAUACCUACUACCCUGACCGUGUGGCCCAAAUCUUUGUUUUAGGCGCGGAAGAAAUGACAACAGUGGACUUUUUUGGAGAUUUACCGGUGUCAGACCGUGUGGGCCACGACAAGACGGGUGUCGGUUACAAGGAUCCGUCUCUUACAACAAACCGGUCACUUGCGUUGCCGUCACCUUCGAACACUUUGCCCGUAGACUUGCAAAGCACGAAUACGAUAUCGUUGUUGGUCGCAAAUGUCGGCUUCAUCAAUCGCAGCCGGCGCUCUCCGACCUGGGAUGGAUUGAUGGAGCGACCCUACAAGGAUUCGGCCAGACAAGGUGAUCGCAUCCAUUCAUUAGUUUGCCUGUCUGCGGAGGUGCAAUGGGUCAAUGAAGCGAACGGUGGAGUUAUAUCUCGAGCCGGCCUCACUUCCUUCCGGGUUACCACAGUGCACGUCCACAACGACGAGAAGCGUUCUACAUGGUGCUCGCAGCGCGGAGAUCUGUUGCGUGCUGCUGAAUUUCGCAAAGAGGAUUCCACCGGCUGGUGGCACGUCCGCAGCUGCGAUGCCGAAGCCAGGCCGGUGAGCCCCUUGAGAUUCGAAGAAAAGACCUUGAUCUUCGAGUUCCAGGUGGACGUGAAGGAGGUGAUCCUGACCUCACGCCGCGGCCCGGCGUUGACUGAUGGCGACGAAGAAGAUCGGGGUUGA